Molecule: messenger RNA, 903 nt
Organism: Cylindrotheca closterium
Lineage: Eukaryota; Bacillariophyta; Bacillariophyceae; Bacillariales; Bacillariaceae
Source: the annotation of a GenBank genome assembly
AUGGGAUCGUCACGCAAGCGUUCAUUGGAUAGUUCCAAUCAUAGGCAAGUGGACCUGUCGGAGACUCCAAAAUCAGCGAAAAAGCUGAAGACUGCAAGUAUUAGUUCCCUGAGCUCGAAAAAACCUCUCAAGAAUACACCGAUUCCCGAAGCAGAUUACGGACCACCCAAGAGCAAAAAGGAGCUUCGUGCCUUGAAAAAAGCAGCUCGCAAGAGCAAGGAUGUGGGAAAAAAUGAGGCAACACAAUAUGAUGCUGAAGACAAAAUUCUUUCCAAAGAAGAAUACAAACAAAAGAAGCAACAGGAAAAAAAAGAACAACGCAAGGCAAUGAUGCAAGAGCUUCGAAAGCAAGAAAGAGAAAGCAUAAAGAUUCGUCAACAAAAGAAACUGAAUCGAGAGCUUAAUGCCCCAAAGUAUAAGCAAGUCCAAGCGGAAGCAACAAAUGAGCCAAAACAUCAGCAACAAUCAGAAAAGAAGAACAAGAAAAAGGCAAAGAAAACUGGUUCUGAAGAGGACGAACAAGAUGUCGCUAUGAAAGCAUUGAAGCAGGUACUGCUUGGGACUACGGAUGAAUCUGGAAUGACAACUACUACUCUUGGCGUGAAGUACAAGGAUGUUGUUGUUGGGACUGGCGAUGAAGUUCGGGAGAAAAAAUUGGUGACAGUCCAGUACCAGCUCAAGGGAGGCAAGUUCAAAGCCGUUUUGGACAGCUCGAAAAAGUUCAAUUUUCGAGUUGGAAAGGGAGAGGUCAUUCAGGGCUGGGAUAUUGGUCUUUUGGGGAUGCGAGUGGGAGGCCGAAGGCAGCUGAUCGUUCCUCCGAAGGCUGGAUAUGGCUCGCAAGACAUAGGUGCAGGUCCGGGGGGACUCUUAUACUUUGAUAUUACUUUGUUGGCCCUUCGAUGA